AUGUGCUUUACAGAGGAAAACAAAGACAGUUUGGCUGUAGCACAUUUCACUAGCGGCAAUGUAGAAAUAAUGAAUCCUCUGAAAGUGACUGAAUCUCAUGUGAUAAUUGACAUCAGAGAUCUCUCCCAUUUUGGCAUCUUAAAAAGAAUGAUCUUUCCUCCUUCUCCUGUCAUUGCCCAAGUACUUCUCUUUCUACGACCUAUAACUGUGAAACAGAGUGAAAACAUACUGGAUGUCCAUUUACUCCCCUGGAACGUUCCACUGUCAAAGGUAAAGGACCAGCACACAGAGAAUACACACAUCAAAACCAGUUCAAAGUGUUCACUUAUUCCAGAAUCAGAAUACCAUCUGUGUUGUGAACCAGAAGAAUCUACAGUGCAGCCGGCGUCAGAGACGUUUGAGUGUAAUUAUGGUCCAAACUAUCAUCCUACAUUUGAAGUUUUUGUGGAUGUUAACAAAGAGGAAAUCGUACUGAGUCUUUUGGAUAAAACAGAAAGGGAAGUGUGGGAACGACGUCGAAUACCUCUCACAGGAAUAACAUCAAGCGAAGUUGGAGAACCUCAUGCUAAAAGGCUCACAGAAUGUGAAUUUGUGAAAAAACACCGAGAUGUACUCAUCCGGAGAGUUUCAUCAGUGAUGACUAUUGCUGAUGGUCUGAGGACCAAAGACAUGAUUCCAGAUGAAAUCUACAGUAAAGUUCAUGCUCUAGAACCACGACAAGAGAAAACAAGACUCUUGUUAGAUGCUCUUCACUCCAGAGGAGAUACUGUAAUAACAGAAUUCUAUAAACUGCUGAAGAAUGAGGAACCUCAUCUAGUGGAUGAACUAAUGUCUGGACCCAGUAGACCACAGCAAUUCUGAGAAAUAAAUAUUUCACUAUAAAUUAUAUUACUUCUAUGUACUCCAUAAGUUUGCAUAAAAACCCGAUGAUUGUGUUCUCCAGCAUGAUUUGAGAAUGUUGCAAAGACCAUCUUUGUACAGAAUCCAUGAAUCUUAACUAUUACUCUAUAACUUUUAACAGUUUAUUUUCUCUUUGUAAAACCAUUAUCAUCUGUGUGCACUUUCA
This is a messenger RNA of Carassius gibelio (silver crucian carp), 1066 nucleotides long. RefSeq names its product NACHT, LRR and PYD domains-containing protein 1b allele 2-like. Lineage: Eukaryota; Metazoa; Chordata; Actinopteri; Cypriniformes; Cyprinidae. The transcript has 5 exons. The record is from RefSeq and is a predicted model, not a curated record. Gene Ontology annotation, biological process: regulation of apoptotic process. The coding region runs from base 1 to 861 and encodes 286 amino acids.